UGUGUUUCCUCACCACUAUUUAUAGGAACGGAAUAAGUACAGUGAGAGUACGCGCACCGUGUAACGCUGCCCAACUAACCUGAAGCCAUUGUUUAUGUGUUCAUAACAACCACGGAGACAACCAUGACUUCGCUGGGGAGCAGCAGUUCCUCAGCCACGGAAUACACAGUGCGAGUUCCCAAAAACACCAGCAAGAAGUACAACAUCAUGGCUUUCAAUUCAGGAGACAGAGUCAACUGUUCAACCUGGACUCAGGCUCGUAUGGAAAGAGACAUGAGUGCCCGACGGAUAUACGGGGAGGAAGAGGCAGCGGACGGCGCGGCUGGCAGUGAGUUUGGCAAAAAGCAGCGUGAGGAAGCGCGCCGGAAGAAGUAUGGUAUUGUGAAACGAGAGUUCAAAGUGGAGGAUCAGCCCUGGGUUCUUAAGGUCAAUGGCAAGGCCGGCAAGAGGUUCAAAGGUGUAAAGAAGGGCGGUGUUACAGAAAAUGCAUCGUACUACAUCUUUACUCAGUGUCCUGAUGGAGCGUUUGAGGCCUUCCCAGUCAACGGCUGGUACAACUUUACACCGCAGGCCAAGCACCGAACUCUCACUGCUGAGGAGGCUGAGGAGGAGUGGGGCAGAAGAAACAAGGUGGUGAAUCACUUCAGCAUCAUGCUUCAGAGACGUUUCCGGGAGCAGGAGCGUGGUGGUGGUGGUGACGAUGAUGACGAUGACAAUGAGAAGUCCGGGAAGAAGAAAAAGAAGGGGGGUGGGAGAGGGGGCGAUCUGCGCAUUCACGACCUGGAGGACGACUUGGAGAUGAGCAGCGAUGACAGCGACAGCAGUAUGGGGGAAGAUGGAGACAGUAAGACGAAGGCGAAGAAAGACACGGGGAAAGGAAAGGGAAAGAAGAAGAAGAGAAAGAGCAGUGACAAAGAGGCCUUGGAGGACAGCGAUGACGGGGACCAAGAGGGUCUAGAGGUGGAUUACAUGUCGGAUGAAAGCAGUUCAGACGAAGAGCAGGAAAAGGGAAAGCCCAGCAGCAAAGGAGAGGAUCACCCCAAAGGGAUCGAUGAGGCGUCUGAAAGUGAGGAAGAGAGUGAGGAGGAGAAACCGAACGAAGAGGAAGCGAAAGAGGAGGAAGAAGAAGAGGAGGGAAAGAAAACGCCGGUCCAAACAGAAAAGAAGAAGAAAAAAGGUGCAGACCCCGCGGAGACAGAAAAGGACAGCAGCGGCGAGUCAGAAAGCUCGGACGACAGUGACAUCGAUGGAGAGACGGCCUCCGCUCUGUUCAUGAAGAAGCGCACGCCUCCUAAACGUGGUGGACGUGGCUCAGCAGGCAGCUCCAGGACUGGCAGUCGCCCCGGGACACCAUCCAUAGACUCUGCCUCCACCUCCAGCACACUCCGCGCUGCUGCCAGCAAGCUAGAGCAAGGUAAGAGACAGACGCCGGGUCCGAGCGCUGACUCACCAGCUGCCAAAAGGCUCAAAAUGGAGCCCAGCAGUCAGAGCCCUGCUCCCUCUGGGAAGAGUACGCCUCAACCCCCAUCAGGCAAAUCCACUCCUAGCUCCAGUGAUGUGCAGCUAACGGAGGAAGCAGUCCGGCGAUACCUGAUCCGUAAACCGAUGACCACCAAAGACCUGCUGAAGAAGUUCCAGACCAAGCGCACGGGUUUGAGCAGUGAGCAGACCGUCAACGUGCUGGCACAGAUCCUGAAGCGCCUCAAUCCGGAGCGCAAGAAUGUGAACGACAAAAUGCACUUCUACCUCACCGAAUAAGCGACGGGGUGGAGAGGAAGUGAACGUCUUCAGUCACAAAACCAAGGCCCCCUGAGGGGGUCUGUGUCCGUUUUAAAACAUGCUGUGCUGUGACAUGCCACAGGAUCGGAAGUUGAAACUGUCAUUACUGGUGGCAUUUUUCAAAAAGUAUUUUGUUUUGUAUUAAGUAUUAAGCAUCCUGAAUUAGUUUUUCAUUCCCUGAAAUCUCACGUUAAAUAAUAGAAAAACAACUCGAUUUUUCUCCAUGUGUGAACAGUUUAACUUGGAAUUUAAUGAUUGAAAAAAAGUCUUUAACUUGUUUUGUUUUUCUGUCUAAUUUUUUCCAAUAAAAUGUAA
Anarrhichthys ocellatus (wolf-eel) is the source of this 2094-nucleotide messenger RNA. It is a transcript of the gene gtf2f1, whose product is annotated as general transcription factor IIF, polypeptide 1. Lineage: Eukaryota; Metazoa; Chordata; Actinopteri; Perciformes; Anarhichadidae. Bases 124 to 1758 code for a protein of 544 amino acids. The record is from RefSeq and is a predicted model, not a curated record. Gene Ontology annotation, molecular function: RNA polymerase II general transcription initiation factor activity; TFIIF-class transcription factor complex binding; DNA binding. Gene Ontology annotation, biological process: transcription initiation at RNA polymerase II promoter; positive regulation of transcription elongation by RNA polymerase II. Gene Ontology annotation, cellular component: nucleus; transcription factor TFIIF complex. The transcript has 14 exons.